This is a messenger RNA of Marmota monax (woodchuck), 6274 nucleotides long. It is a transcript of the gene Nphp4, whose product is annotated as nephrocystin 4. Gene Ontology annotation, cellular component: ciliary transition zone; non-motile cilium; cytoskeleton. Lineage: Eukaryota; Metazoa; Chordata; Mammalia; Rodentia; Sciuridae. Bases 1979 to 5800 code for a protein of 1273 amino acids. The record is from RefSeq and is a predicted model, not a curated record. Gene Ontology annotation, biological process: negative regulation of canonical Wnt signaling pathway; protein localization to ciliary transition zone. The transcript has 30 exons.
UCCAGGAUCGUCUUCGACGAGGCCCUGCUGGUGGGACCCAGGCGAGCAGCCCAGCCCUGUCAGCUCCAGCUGGAGCUCUGCUCUCCUCCGACCUUCCCCGGCGGGGAAGAGCUGCUUCCUCUGAGACGAUGAGUAACUCCUUUAGCCUCUGAAGAAGUGCCUUCCAGUCCACCCUGGCCGGGGGCCUGCGUUUUCCACGUCUGCUUUUGGAGAUGACAGAACUCUCCCCCAGUUCAUGCUGCAGCUGACCGCGGUCCCGCCUCCUGUGGCAGGCCGAUUUUCCCCUGUUGGUUUGAGGAGUGUCACAGGGUGGGGACUCUGGGGCUUCUCAGUCCAGUGUGCACUGGUCCAGGACCCCUUCAGGGGUCGGCUGUUGGUCCCUCAGGGGAUGGGUUGUCUGCCCCACCCAUGACAGUGAGGGGACGGCAGGACUGGGCUGCCCCUGCUGGUCAGGUAGUGAGGCCAUGUAGGUGCCUUUAGAAGUGGGUGCUGUCAGGGAGCCCGAGGGUAACCCAGCCCUUCCCCAGCCUGACGGGAGGCGCUGCCUCUCAGGCUUUCUUCCUGCAGCCGGUGGGGGAGGCCACAUCCUCACGUGAGUGGUCAUAGCACAGCAGCUGUGGCUUUGCUUCUGAGGAAGCCGUGUCCCUGUAGGAGCCUCCCUGGCUUGCCCGCUGGCCGGCAGCGCUCCCCUCCGCGAGGGCCACCCUCCUCUCUGGCUCAGUGGGAACUCUCCCGGGGCCUCUGACCUCCAGGGGGCCCGCACAGGUGAUUUCCAGAGGUGUUCCAGCGCUGGGUCUGGCUGGAUGGUGAUGGCACUGCCACUUGUUUGGGGACAUGGAGCACUGUCAGUGGUGGGUUUUGUCCUGUGUGCUCGUGAUACAGGCUCUGGGAGCCUCCUUGAUUUGUGUGGCCUCCCCUGCUUUUCUAAGUGAGCAGAGGAGUUGUGCUUUGCUGAGCAUUGGCUCGUGCACGUGGGCCAGCCCUGCCCUAUUGCUUGUCUCCUGUGGGGUCCAGGCACGUUAUUCACACUCCCAGGUCCCGAGUCCACUCCUCUGUGGUUGAGAGAGGACAGUGUGUGUCUUGCAGGGGCUGCUUGAGCAUGAAGCAUGUGCAUUUCACACCCAGGCCCCAGGAAGUGGUCCGUGGUCCGCAGCAGAGGUUGGUGGACCACUCUGCCUGCAGGCCGUGUUCAGGAGCCGGUGUGCAGAUGCGGACGAGGUCCCACGUAGCUCUCAGCAGGGUCAGAGUUCCCGUGUGUGUAGACCAGGGUUUCUCACCGUGGCACCAUCCAGAUACCGGACGCCGUGGGUUGGCAGACGCAACCAGCAUCUCUGCUCCACCUUCUGAGCCUGUGCCUCCGUCAGUUUUAACUGCAGCCUUUCUACUUCCAUACGUCCUUAAACCACCCAAAUAUCGUGGCCGUAGUGGAAGUGGUCACUGAAGGCAGGAAGCAGGAUGGGACCCUCCAGUCACUGUCCUGUGGGUUUGGAAUUCUUCGGAUCUUCAGCAAUAAACCUGACUCUCCGACCUCUGCUUCCCAGGACAAACGGUUGAGGCUGUACCAUGGCACCCCCAGAGCCCUUCUGCACCCGUUUCUGCAAGACCCUGUGGAGCGUAAGAACCAGCCUGUCCUUGGCCACACGGGCAGAGACUGCAACUUUCCUGAGCAUGUUCCUGCCUCAGCGUGUGCCGCCAUGUGCCUGAAUGUCAGCUGCCCUCGGCUUAGCACAGUUAUCUAAUAGUUUCUGGCAAAUGUGUCAUGGACUUGGCUUUUUGCAUAAUUUAAAAAACUGAAAUGCACCCACCCUGCUUUGCCAGGCAAGCUGGGGGUGUGGCCUUUGUCAGCCACAUGAAAGGGGGAGGCCUCCUGGCCUCUGAUGACACCUUGCCUACCAGAUGAAGCAGCUGAGCAGCAAGAUCUCUGACUGAAGUCAUUGGUUAUCACUAACAGUGAGGCCUUCCCAGCUGUGCCCACCUGAUGGGGAUGUCUGCAGACUGCUGCCCCACAGCAGGGGAGUUUCCUACUGGGCUUCUGUUGGGAGAAAACAAGCACAUGACCCUCAUCGAGAGCUGCAGCCUGCUGUACACCCUGCGGCUCCACCCGCCGCUGGAGCCUGCUUUCCACCUGGUGCCCCAGAACCUGCUGGUGUCGGGGCUGCAGCGGAUCCCUGGCCUCCUCCCCGCUCACAGCGAAACUGGCGACGCCCUCCGGAAGCCUCGGCUCCAGAAGCCCGUCACGUGGCACUUGGACGACCUGUUCCUCACCCUGUGCCCUUCCCUCGGGAGGUUCGAGGAGGAGCUGGCGCAGCUCCUCACCUGCGAUCACGUCCAGGAGGGGGGUGGCCUGCUGGAUGGUGGGGCCCUAGAGGUCCUGGAGCGGCGCCUGCAUGUGGGUGUGCACAACGGCCUGGGCUUUGUGCGGAGGCCGCAGGUGGUUGUGCUGGUGCCCGAGAUGGAUGUGGCCAUGACGCGUUCGGCCAGCUUCAGCAGGAGAGUGAGCUCCUCCUCCAGGACCAGCUCUGGAAACCAGGCCCUGGUUUUGAGAAGCCGCCUGCGACUGCCUGAGAUGGUGCAGCACCCGGCCUUCGCCGUGGUCUUCCAGCUGGAGUAUGUGUUCAGCAGCCCCGUGGUGGCGGACGGCAACGCAGCUGUGGCCUCUUCCUUGUCCAGCUUGGCGUGCAUGCGUGCGGUCCGCUGGGCUGUAUGGAGUCCAGUGCUGGAUGUCCGUGCCGGAAGUGUGACUUUGCCUCUGCAGGGCGGGGUCCUGCACAACCCCUUGCACUGCCUGGUCUAUCAGGUGCCCUCAGCCAGCAGGAGCUCCGAAGAGGUGAAGCAGGUGGAGUCAGGGACAGUCCAGUUCCAGUUCUCACUGAACCGGGAAGAGCCUCUAGGCACACCCAUGGAGCAUGCCAACGGCCCCAAGGCAGCGCGGCGGUCCUGCAAGAGGCCUCCCUCGUCCCCUUCAGGUGUGCCUGUGCCAGUACCCCAGGGUCUUGCGGCCACCCAGGACUCGCCUGUGGGACCAGGGUUGUCACUUUCCCAGCUGGUGACUUCCCCGCAGUCCCCGGCUCGGUGCCGCUCAGCCAAAGCCACUCCACGGUCACCAGAGGGCUCCCAGCCCCAGGCACAGGAGUUUCCUUUGGAGGGCGGGGUCUCUCAUCUGGAAGCCGACCUUAGUCAGACUCCCUUGGUCCUGGAAACCCCUGUUGCUGAACCUUUGCAGGAGCUGCCCUUCACCCCUCUGCAUGCCCCCAUUGUCGUGGGACCCCAGCAAAGGAGUUCUGGCAGCCAGCUCUCCAGAGCCACCAUGGUUCUCCUGCAGUCCUCCGGCUUUCCUGAGAUUCUGGAUGCCAGCAAGCGGCCUGCCGAAGCUGUCAGUCCCACGGAUCCCGUGCACUUCGACUCUCAAAGGGAAGAAGCGGAUUGUCUACAGAGCAAUGAAAUAGUGCUGCAGUUUCUUGCCUUCAGCAGAGUGGCCCAGGAUCACCGAGGAGCUCCGUGGCCAAAGUCCGUGUACUUCACGUUCCAGUUCUACCGCCUCCCACCUGCCACGACGCCACGGCUGCAGCUGGUGGAGCUGGCUGGGAUGGGGAAGACGGGCUCCGGCUCCCUGUCUCACGUCCUUGUUCCCAUUAGUAAAGACGGCUCCUUUGACACUGGGUCUCCUGGCUUCCAGCUGAGGUACGUGGUGGGCCCUGGCUUCCUGAAGCCGGGCGAGCAGCGCUGGUUCCUCCGCUACCUGGCCGUGCAGACCUUGCAGAUCGACGUCUGGGACGGGGACUCCUUGCUCCUCAUUGGAUCUGCCGCCGUCCACAUGAAGCACCUCCUCCGCCAGGGGCGGCCGGCUGUGCAGGUGCCACAUGAGCUCGAGGUCGUGGCGACCGAGUAUGAGCAGGACGCGUCUGUGGUGAGUGGAGCCGUGACCAGGUUUGGCAGCGUCAAGCCCAUUGGUGUCCACACGGUGGUGAGGGGCCUGCUGCACCUGACCUUGGCCAACGUGGGUCACACGUGUGAACGGCCAGUGAGGGGUUCUAGCCUGCUGCCACCAUCCAGGUCUCGGGUCAUCUCCAGUGACGGAGCCAGUCGCUUCUCUGGAGGCAGCCUCCUCCCAAGGGGAGGCCCAAGAUCAGGAAAAAAUGUGGUCCAAGCACAGAAGCUGGCCGAUGUGGACAGCGACCUGGCCGCCAUGCUGCUGACCCACGUGAGGGGCGGCCAGGGGCUCCAGGGUGCUGGCCGUGAGGCUGAUGCUGUCCGUAGGCGCAAGCUGGAGAGGAUGCGGUCUGUGCGCCUGCAGGAAUCCGGAGGGGAGCCGGGCAGCCGCAGAACAAACAUACUGGCCCAGCAGAGCGUGCGGGCACAGCACUCGCGGGACCUGCAGGUCAUUGACGCCUACCGGGAGCGCACCAAGGCCGAGAGCAUUGCCAGCGUGCUGAGCCUGGCCGUCACCACGCAGCACACGCUCUACGCCACCCUGGGCACUGCUGAGUUCUUCGAGUUCGCGCUUAAGAACCCCCACAACAUCCAGCACACGGUGACCAUCGAGAUCGACAACCCUGAGCUCAGUGUCAUCCUGGACAGCCAGGAGUGGAGGUACUUCAAAGACGCCGCCGGCCUGCACACACCCCUGGAGGAGGACAUGUUCCACUUGCGCGGCAGCCUGGCCCCCCAGCUCUACCUGCGCCCCCGGGAGACCACCCACGUUCCCUUCAAGUACCAGAGCUUCUCUGUGGGUCGGCCAGCCCCCGUACAGGCCUCUGCUGAGCUGAGCUCCGAGAGGGGCACAGACGCCGGAUCACCUCGGAAGUGCAGCGCCACUUUCACCAAGCACGCCAAGGUGCUGUUCCGGGCCAGCAGCGGGAAGCUCCUCGCUAUGCUCCAGCUGACCGUGGAGCCCCAGCCCCACGUUGUGGACCAGAUCUUCCGCUUCUACCACCCGGAACUCACCUUCCUGAAGAAGGCCAUCCGCCUGCCUCCCUGGCAUACGCUUCCCGGUGCCCCAGUGGGAAUGCCUGGCGAGGACCUCCCCAUCCACGUGCGAUGCAGCGACCCCAAUGUCCUCUGUGAGGCCCAGAGUGUGGGCCCUGGGGAGCCCCGGGAUGUGUUUCUGAAGGUGGCUAGUGGUCCAAGCCCAGAGAUGAAAGACUUCUUUGUCAUCAUUUAUGCGGACCGCUGGCUGGCAGUGCCUGUGCAGACGUGGCGGGUCUGCCUCCACUCCCUGCAGCGCGUCGACGUCUCCUGUGUUGCGGGCCAACUGAGCCGCCUGUCCCUUGUCCUCCGGGGGACACAGAGAGUGAGGAAAGUGAGAGCUUUUGCCUCGCACCCCCAGGAGCUGCAGACAGACCCCGCAGGUGUCUUUGUGCUGCCGCCACAUGGGGUACAGGACCUGCAUGUGGCCGUGAGGCCCAGAAGGGCCGGCAGCCGCUUCAUCCACCUCAACCUGGUGGACGUGGACUACCACCAGCUGGUGGCCUCCUGGCUCCUGUGCCUCUCCUGCCACCAGCCGCUCAUCUCCAAGGCCUUUGAGAUCACGAUGGCGGUGGGUGAAGGGAAGGGCGUCAACAAGCGGAUCACCUACACCAACCCCUACCCCACCCGGAGGACCUACCGCCUGUAUAGCGACCACCCUGACCUGCUGCAGUUCAAGGAGGACACCUUUCAGGUGGGAGGAGGCGAGACCUACACCAUCGGCCUGCGGUUUGCGCCGGGCGGGAGAGUGGGGCAGGAGGAGAUCCUGAUUUACAUCAAUGACCACGAAGACAAGAAUGAAGAGGCCUUCUGUGUGAAGGUCAUCUACCAGUGAGGGGCCGGCAGCACCUGCCACACACGCCUGCCCUGCGGACCUCCCCUGCCUCUCCUCUCCCCAGCAUGUGGCCCUGCCCUGGUGGCCUGGGCCUGGCUUAGGGAGGAGCAUGUGUACCCUGGUCAUUUUUGAAAUGCCUGUGUCCAGCCUAGGGCUGCCAACACUGACCAAGGCCAAGGGUGAGUUCUCAGUGUGAACAGGAAUCUGGUGGCCUCCAGUCACCUUAUUCUACCUGAGGUGUGCAUGAGGCCCACUGGUCCCUCUGUAGUCCAUGGAGGUUGUCACUAUUUGUAACUUAGUUUCAGUUUUUUUUUUUUUUUUUAGCAAAAUGUGUUUUAUGAAUCAUCUAAAUGGCAAAAUUAUGUUUUUCUUACUGGAUUUUAUAUGAACAAAAUGAACUUUAUUUGCUGCACAGUGUUUUAUAUACUGAUAUCACUUUGUGUUUGUGUCUAAGAUCAGACCAUCUGAACGCUG